CUUCGCCCGCCACAUCGCCAUCCCAGCCCCGGCCUCGAGCUCGAGCUCUUGUUGCGAACACGCCGACAACCCGACCGUGAUAAACCGUUCAAAAGUCCGCGAAUACCGCCGGGGCCGUAGCAAUCGACACACAGCAAGCUCGUACUCCCAUCAGUCUGCUCUCAUAUUCCCUCCCAAUCCCUCCAGGACCACCAAUCCACACCCACCCACCACUCAACACCACCUAUACAAAUUAAAAAAAAAGAGGACAUCGCGACUACCCACCUCGACGAGCCCUCACGCCUCACAAGCGGACGACGACCCAACAUGUCCCUCUCCCAGCCGACGCCCCCGCUCCUCCUGACAAAACGCCUCACGGCCUUCCUCGCCUCCAACCUCAACGCCCACCUGCACACGGCCCUGCUCGCGACCCCCUCCGGCCGCCUCCUCGCCCACGCCUCCCCGGAACCCGUCUCCCUCCUCCGCACCCAGGCCACCGUCGCCUCCUCCCUCUUCGCCCUGCACGCCUCCGCCGCCCCUGACAUCCCCGAUGCGCUCCCCGGCUCCUCUUCGUCGUCCCCGCCGCCUCCGCCCCCAGACAACCCCACGAGCACGAGCGCGACCCCCGCCGCCCCCGCCGCUGCCAACACCGCAGAAGCCGCAGCAGGGAAGCCGCUGACCAUCACGGUCCAGCUCGCCGGCGGCGUUGUCGUCGUCCGCCGCCUGCGGUGCGGCCUGCUCUUCGUCUGCAUAGGGCCCCUCGCCGAGUCCAUCGACCCCAACCACGCCCCCGAACCCCCCCACCACCAUCACCACACCCAGUCCGCGACGUCCCACGCGCACCACGCACACCACCACCACCCCAACGGCGGCGGCGUCGCCACGCCCUCCCUUGCGCCCGCCUCCCCCUCCGAGGCCGACAGCAUUCUCAGCGUCGGCGCCCAGACCACGACGAGCCUCGCGAGCGUCGGAAGCGUCAACACGGCCGGCGUCGUUGUCCUGCGCCGGCACGCCGAGGAGCUCGCGCGCUGGCUGGACGACAAGCUCGGCAGCCUGCGGGUCCCCGAGGAGGGCGUCGGCGUCGAAUGAGCGAACCCU
This is a messenger RNA of Colletotrichum destructivum, 1077 nucleotides long. RefSeq lists its product as uncharacterized. NCBI's taxonomy places the organism in Eukaryota, Fungi, Ascomycota, Sordariomycetes, Glomerellales, Glomerellaceae. The transcript has a single exon. Bases 307 to 1068 code for a protein of 253 amino acids. The record is from RefSeq and is a predicted model, not a curated record.